Molecule: messenger RNA, 1806 nt
Organism: Acanthochromis polyacanthus (spiny chromis)
Lineage: Eukaryota; Metazoa; Chordata; Actinopteri; Pomacentridae
Gene: lin28aa
Product: lin-28 homolog Aa
Exons: 2
Coding region: 763-1155 (130 amino acids)
Molecular function (GO): zinc ion binding; nucleic acid binding
Source: RefSeq, a predicted model, not a curated record
AGGUGUAAUUCAUUUGUGCUUUCCCUCACCUUUUAUCUUUCAUGUCUUUCUGCCAAACAACUAUCUAAGGAAUGUCACCCUGACCCCCCAACCUCUCAGAAAAGCCUUGGUGCCUUCUCACCCCACCCCCAGCCUGAGCACCAAACCCUGCAUCCUGCAGUUUAGGGUUAGUGGUGGUGAUCAGUGUGUUAGUGGAGCUUUGUGAUGUGAGUGGGAAGAGGGAUGGGGGUGGGAGUAAGCAAUGUGGAAUGCUGUUCCUCUGGAGGGGGGGAUGGGUUGAAGGUUAUCCUCAUCAGGUUUACCUCUCAAACACGGCAAAAAGACAAUGCAGCAUUAAGGCAAGAGUGAUUUGCAGGACAAUGUGUGCAAACUGCUCCGGUGAGUGGGAACAGCAAGCUUUGUAGUGCUUGUCUGUUUAUCAGGUGAGGCAUAGUGAUCACCUUAAAAUACCUGAUAAGUGCGGUCGAGUUCUGAUAGUAUCACACAGUGAAAAAUGGACGGGGGUUGUUCUCAUGGGUCAAAGUCUCCACACGCUCUGUUUAGAGGUGACUUUGUAACUGCAGUGGUAUAGGAAGUUUUAAAAGAUACAAUUAUCACAAUUUAUUUCUUACCAAGUAUAUUAGCAAUGGGGAAAUCAUUGUAACAUUCAUUUAUUCUUUUCUGGUUCCAGUCUUCUCAACUAUUUAUCAUGAUCAUUCCACAUUUGAAAGUUCCCAAUCAGUAACAAAGUCCCACCAUGUUUCAUUUCAGAGCAAGUUGCACAUGGAAGGCUUCCGCAGCCUAAAGGAGGGCGAGGCAGUCGAAUUUACCUUCAAGAAGUCAUCAAAGGGCCUCGAGUCGCAGCGAGUUACCGGUCCAGGUGGCAUCCACUGUGUAGGCAGCGAGAGGAGACCCAAAGGCAAGAAGGUCCAGAAGCGACGCUCGAAGGGAGACAGGUGCUACAACUGUGGAGGCCUGGACCACCAUGCCAAAGAGUGCAAGCUACCACCCCAACCCAAGAAGUGCCACUUCUGCCAGAGCAUCGAUCACAUGGUUGCCACAUGCCCAAUCAAAGCACAGCAGUCCUCACCGGGUUCUCAGGGAAAACCGUCUUCUUUGAAAGGAGACAAGGAGGAGCACAGCCCUUCAGCACCACCUCCCGAGACCUCCGAUUAAACGAGGGAUCUGACGUCAGGGAAGCACAGAGGCCAAUCAAACUGCUUUGAUGGAGAGGAGGGACACAUGUUCCCCUUCCAGCUGUUGAAGCUGCUUUUGGAACUACCUCAGGUUAAAAAAAAAAAAUUACUCAUGAAGAAUGUUGCUGAAGAUUUUUUUUUUUUGUUCGUUUCAUUUGGUGUAACACUCAGGAAUUCUGCUUUUUAUUGCACUCAGGACGCUUCCUCAAUGUAUAAAUCACUGCUGUUGUUUUAAUUGGUUAGGGAGUGUAGUGAGCAAUGCUGUAUAACGGAUGGUCUUCAUGCGUUUUUGCUUUUUUCUUUUCUGUGAUACUCCGCCAUUAUACCUCUUCUGUUUUUUGGAGUAAUACUCAUUUUGUUUAGUGUAGAGCUACACUUUUGCUGCCUUACCAUUUCGUUUUCUUCCUGACUGCUACGUGUCACUAUCCGACAAGGCAGAGAUGUAACAGUUAGUACCUCCGUAAUGAAUGUUAGUUUGCAUAUUGCAUGGGGACUGGGAGGGUUUGUGAAAAAACAUGGGACGGGUUUAAGGGUAUAGCUAUAGGCAAUGUAUUGGCAUCUGCCGAUAUUGCAGUUGACCAUCCAGGUUUCCUAGGGCCAAAUGAAUGUCCGACCAGAGGUGGUUUCCAGC